Molecule: messenger RNA, 1377 nt
Organism: Helobdella robusta
Lineage: Eukaryota; Metazoa; Annelida; Clitellata; Rhynchobdellida; Glossiphoniidae
Exons: 11
Coding region: 1-1152 (383 amino acids)
Cellular component (GO): cytoplasm
Molecular function (GO): protein binding
Source: RefSeq, a predicted model, not a curated record
AUGGAUGACGUCAUCGACAUCAACAACAACAACUACAACAACAACGAUAACAACAAUUUUGUUGUGAAGGGUAGCAACUGUAACGGCAACAGCAUCAAUGUCAACAACGAUCGUCAUCCGGAGGGCCCACCUGUCAAUCAUCUCGAUCCGGACGCCAUAGAGGAUCGGUUUAGAGUGGAUAGGAAAAAGUUGGAGGAACUCAUAAAAAGCAAAGACGGAGUCCUCGCUAACGAUUUUUUCAAUAAUAUUAUGAACGAAACCAACGUUGUCAUAGCGUGGCCGUCAAGAUUGAAAAUAGGAGCAAAGUCUAAAAAAGAGAAAAGGGAAAGGGAUAGAGAGAAAAUAGAGAAGGAGAGAGAGAGAGAGAAAGCUAGCUCAGUUGGCAGUAGUGCCAUAUCUCGUGAUGCUAUGGAGCAAUGGCCAGAUCCGUAUGUCAAGGUUACGGGAAAACCCGAAGCUGUUGCAGAUGCUAAAAAUAGAAUUCUCUCUAAUCUUACAACAAAGAGUUCAAGGGUCACUUUUAAGAUGAACGUUUCACACACGGAACAUUCGCACGUUAUUGGGAAAGGCGGGAAUAAUAUCAAAAAGGACCUCCUACCCCUGACCUUCACCUUUGACGUGCCCAUCGUAAGCCCCGCACAGAUAAACGCCGAACUCUUGACCCUAAUCGAAGAACUACAGCGGAAGUACGAGGUGACCGUGAGCAUCAAGCCCCAGCUUUCUUCCGGGUACGUCAUGUCCGUGUAUAUCAGGACCAGCGUCUUCAACGCUGACUCUGCCAGGAAGGUGGCCGACACCAUAUUUGGUCACGUGACUGGCCGAGACGGGGUGGUAUUGGAGUCUAUGGACACGGUGCAUCCGCACCCGUGGUCUAAACACGAGACACUCAGCGACCUCGAGCCGCUCUUCAAAGAGAUUGGCCUGAUGAAGUAUAUCGGAAUAGACAUGGCUACCUUUUUGACCUUGACUGACGGUGACCUUAAAGAUUUGGGCAUCACGACCUUCGGAGCCAGGAGAAAGAUGCUUCUCGCCAUUACCAAUCUGAACGAGAAGCAAUCGAAGAUACCCCCACCCCCGGGUCUAUCUCACCCAUUUCGCGAUCCCUCCCUCUUAAAGAGGAGAGAUAUAAUCAGCCACAGUAUCAGAUGGUGACGAAGACGACGACGAAGAUAAUGAUGAUGAUGAUGAUGAUGGGGCCAUGAUGACGAUGAUGACGAUGAAUAUAAUUACGCAGAUAAGGAUGACGAUACGAUGAUGAAAUUUCAUAAUGAUGUUGAUAAGUGAGAUAAGGUAGACCAUUAUGACUUUAAUAAUAAUAAUAAUAUAAUAAUAAUAUUAAUAAUAUCAAUAAUAAUAAUAUAAUAAUAAUAAUAAUAA